Messenger RNA from Cuscuta campestris, 1169 nucleotides. Lineage: Eukaryota; Viridiplantae; Streptophyta; Magnoliopsida; Solanales; Convolvulaceae. The record is from the annotation of a GenBank genome assembly.
GCGAAUAAUUAGUGUUGGAAAAGACGAAAAUAAGGGUUUAAAGCACCGACACCAUGCUGGCGCACCUCUGCUUAUUACAGAGUAUUAUUAGAGGGAGCUUGAGGAUUUCCAGAUCUGCAAUUCCAGAUCUGUAAUUCAUACUCCCAGUGCCGUGUGAACUGAAGCUUCUCUUCUUCUCUCCACUCUUCCAUGGCUUCCAAGCUGUUAAUUAUCACCGUCUUUAUCCUCGAUCUCGUUGCUUUCGGUCUGGCCAUUGCAGCCGAGCGCGGGAGAAGCACGGCGCGGAUUGAGACGAAUAAAGUAGAGAAUUAUGAUUACUGCGUCUAUGAAUCUGACAUAUCCACUGGCUAUGGUGUUGGCGCCUUCUUGUUGCUCUUGGCUUGUCAAGCUCUUGUGAUGGUGGCCAGCCGCUGCUUCUGCUGCGGGAAGGCUCUCCGUCCCGGCGGCUCGCGGUCUUGCGCUCUUCUCCUCUUCUUCUUGUGCUGGGUCUCAUUCUUCAUUGCGGAGGUGCUCUUGCUGGCUGGCUCAGUGAGGAAUGCUUAUCACACCAAGUACAGAUCAUUCCGAGGAACGACACUCUCCUGCGAGACGGUGAGAAAGGGCAUUUUCGCUGCCGGAGCUGCCUUCAUCUUCCUCACGGGAAUACUCUCAGAGUUUUACUACACUAACUAUUCCAAGGCUAAAGGUGGCGCCGGAGUCGGACCACACUCUGUAGAAACUGGCGGUGCCGCCGGCUACAGAUGAUCACGCCACCUUAAGAGUCAUAUUUUCUCAGUCAUUUUGGAUCCCUGAUGGACAGUGUCAAAACUUUGUUGAAGAAGCAAUUUGGGGUGUGUCAUAGUGUCACAUGUAUCUCUCAUUCUAUCUUUUUGUUACAGCAUUUGUGUGUAGUGUUAAUGGCUCUUUCGAUGCACGGUAAACUUUCACUGUAUUUAAUUACUCCCUCCGUCUCCCUAAGAUGUUCUCAUUUUGACUUUUGGUGGUUUUUAAGGAGAGUUGGAAAAAAGUGAAAAUUUACCAUAAUACCCUUAAUGAAAUAUGGGUGAAGUGUAUUACAUGAGGUGGGUGAGGUGUAAUAAAUAAAGUAAGUGGGGGUAGUUAUGGUAUUUUAAUUGUUAAAAAAUGAAAUGAGAAGAUCUAUUGUGGACAAAGAAAAAGGGCUAUUGAGA